CACUUUAUCAGGGCAACCCAAAUAGACAGAGAGAGAUCCAUCAUUUUAUUUGUUGGAUCACUUCCAAACACAUACUAUACAAGUAGCUACUCACUACUCACUAGAGAAAGACAAACAAAUCGAUCGAUCGAUCGUUCGAUUGAUCUAGAGCUAUAAUCAUGUCAUCAUCUAAAGAUAAAAAGAGGGCUGCUGCUUUGCAAGAGAAAUACCAGCUCCUCCGUUCAGUCACCAACUCAAACGCCGCGAACACGGCUUCUAUAUUAGUAGAUGCAUCUAAACACAUUCAAGAGUUGAAGGAAAAGAUUGAAAGGCUUAAUCAAGACAUCAGUGGUUGUGGUAGUAGUAGCACUAGUCCAUGUCCUAAGGUUAGCGUACGAACCCUAGAAAAAGGGUUUCUAGUGAAUGUGUUCUCAGAAAGAAGUUGCCCUGGCUUGCUGGUCUCCAUACUUGAAGCCUUCGAAGAGCUCGGACUCGAAGUUCUGGAUGCUAAAGCUUCAUGUACUGAUCGCUUUGAGCUUGAAGCUGUUGGUGAGGAGAAUGGAGUAGAUAGCUUGGAUGCUCAAGUAGUAAGGCAAGCAGUGUUACAAGCGAUCAGAAAUUGGAGUGAGAGUACAUAGACGAUGUACGUAGAGUAAUGCGUAUAACGUACUUACUCUACAUGUCAAAAAUUGUUGUGUAUUUUGGCAUAGCAAUAGGCUCAUUUGAUUAUUUUGCGUAAUGACAAGUUUCGUUGCGA
Molecule: messenger RNA, 736 nt
Organism: Chenopodium quinoa (quinoa)
Lineage: Eukaryota; Viridiplantae; Streptophyta; Magnoliopsida; Caryophyllales; Amaranthaceae
Product: transcription factor bHLH61-like
Exons: 4
Coding region: 159-617 (152 amino acids)
Biological process (GO): regulation of DNA-templated transcription
Cellular component (GO): nucleus
Molecular function (GO): protein dimerization activity; sequence-specific DNA binding; DNA-binding transcription factor activity
Source: RefSeq, a predicted model, not a curated record